This is a messenger RNA of Helianthus annuus (common sunflower), 2874 nucleotides long. RefSeq lists its product as uncharacterized. NCBI's taxonomy places the organism in Eukaryota, Viridiplantae, Streptophyta, Magnoliopsida, Asterales, Asteraceae. The record is from RefSeq and is a predicted model, not a curated record. Bases 1 to 2874 code for a protein of 957 amino acids. The transcript has 4 exons.
AUGGAUGGCAUAGAAAGUUUUAUUAAAGCUGCCGAAGCUAAUAGAUUGAAUGUUGGAAGUCAAAAGAUUUGGUGUCCUUGUAUGAUUUGUAAAAAUUUCCAACAAUAUGAUGAUGUCAAAGAUAUAGAGUUUCAUUUGAUGAAAGAUGAUUUUAUGCCUAAAUACACUUGUUGGUCAAUGCAUGGGGAAUCACGCGUUGAACAUGGCACGUCGUCAAUUAGUUUAGGCAAUCAUGACAAUGACAAUUUAAAUGUCCGCAGUGACAAUUUAAAUGUCCCUAGUGACAAUUUAAGUGAAAUGCUUAAUGAUUUAGAGACUAAUGUUGAUGAUAUCGAUCAAGAAAAGUUAAAGAAGCUAAUUGAUGAUUCAGAAAAACCAUUAUAUACCGGUUCUGAGAUUAGUAAAGUAGAUGUUGUGUUGAAGUUGUUUAACUUAAAGUCAAAACACGGAUGGAGUGAUAAAAGUUUUACAGAUCUAUUAGUGCUUUUACAUGACAUUCUUCCAAAAGGUAAUGAGUUACCAAUUUCGUUAUACCAAGCAAAAAAAAUGACGUGUCCGAUGGGAUUAGAAGUUCAAAGAAUACAUGCAUGUCCAAAUGACUGUAUGUUGUAUGUAAAGGAUUUCAAGCAAGAUCAUAAAUGUUUUUAUUGUGGUGUGUCAAGGUAUAAGCGUAAAUUUGAAACAGAUGAAGUUAACGAUGAUGUGACAAAAAAUGGACCACCAGCUAAAUUGUUGUGGUACCUCCCAAUUAUACCUAGACUGAAACGGUUAUUUUCAGAUGAGAAAGAAGCAAAGUUAUUGCGUUGGCAUUCAGAUAGUCGUGUAAAGGAUGGAAAAUUAAGACAUGUAGCGGAUUCACCCCAAUGGAGAAAUAUUGAUAACAUGUUUCCUGAGUUUGGUAACGAGAUAAGAAACAUACGGUUGGGACUUAGUUCAGACGGGUUCAACCCUUUUGGAAACAUGAGCAGUCGUCAUAGUCCGAAACAACCUGGUAAUAACAUUGAUGUUUAUUUGUCUCCUUUAAUUGAUGACUUAAAAACUCUAUGGAAUACAGGUGUAGAAGUAUAUGAUGCUUAUAAGAAAGAAUAUUUUAAAUUGCGGGCCAUGAUUUUUUGCACCAUAAGUGAUUUUCCAGCAUAUGGUAAUUUGUCAGGAUACAAGACGAAAGAAAUCGGGUUGAGAAAGAAGCCAUUUGGAAAAAAAAAGUCAAUCUUUUGGGAUUUGCCUUACUGGAAGAAUUUACAAGUUCGACAUUGUCUAGAUGUAAUGCAUAUAGAGAAAAAUGUAUGUGAGAGCUUGAUAGGCUUAUUGUUAAACAUACCCGGGAAAACUAAAGAUGGGAUUAAUGUCCGUAAAGACAUGGAAGAAAUGGGAAUACGUAAAAAACUUGCUCCUGUCGCGACACCCGGAGGAAAAUUUUAUCUGCCACCUGCGUGCUAUACUAUGUCAAAAGAUGAAAAAACAAAGUUUUGUAAAUGUUUACAAGAUAUUAAAGUUCCAUCCAGCUAUUCUGCAAACAUUAAAAAGCUGGUGUCGAUGAAAGACUUAAAAUUGCUUGGUAUGAAGUCUCAUGAUUGUCAUGUUUUGAUGACACAUAUGAUUCCAAUUGCAGUACGUGGAUUGUUACCGGAUUACCUCCGACAUACAAUUACAAAACUUUGUUUGUUUUUUAACAAGAUACACUCAAAAGUUAUUGAGCCCGAGUCACUUAAUGAGUGGCAAAAAGAAAUUAUCAUCACGCUUUGUGAACUUGAGAUGUACUUUCCUCCGUCUUUUUUUGAUGUGAUGGUUCACCUUGUAAUCCAUAUCGUUGGAGAAAUCCAGACAUGUGGCCCUGUAUUUCUACGCUACAUGUACCCUUUUGAAAGAUAUAUGGGUUUCUUAAAAGGUUAUGUACGAAACCAUAAUCGACCUGAGGGUAGCAUUGUUGAAGGAUAUACUUCUGAAGAGGUGGCUGAGUUUUGCACAGGUUAUUUGGAUGGUGUCAAAAGUAUUGGUGUUCCUCAAUCUCGUCACUCGGGUAGACUUGCAGGGAAAGGAGGUGUUGGUAUGAAAACAAUCCUCCCAAACCAUGAUGAUUUACAACUUGCACAUUUUGAGGUCCUGAAACACAUGGCUUGUAUUGCUCCAUACAUUACCGAACACAAGGGAACAUUACGGUCAACAUACCCGGGUAAGAGCGAAAUGUGGUAUGAAAAGAAGCAUAACAAAGAGUUUGCUGAUUGGAUUGAAACUAAGGUAAUGAGAUCUUCUGGCCAAAAAAAUGUUGAUAAAACCGUAGAAAGGUUGGGGCGGGGUCCAGAUGUUAGAGUAACAACUUAUCAAGGGUAUGACAUUAAUGGCUAUACGUUUUACACAAAAGAUCAAGAUGAAAAAAGUACAAUGCAGAAUAGUGGAGUUACAGUGAUAGCAUCAAGGGCAGAGUUUGACAAGAAUAAUCAUUCUACAAGGAUAAGAAUUGCCAAGGAUUCUUAUUAUGGUGUCAUACAAGAAAUUUGGGAAUUGAAUUACCAUGCCUUCGAGAUACCUGUGUUCAAAUGUAAGUGGGUAAAUAACCAUACAGGUGUUAUAGUUGACAAAUAUGGUUUUACACAAGUCGACCUCGCAACAAAUUCAUAUGCAUCCGAACCAUUCAUCCUCGCAGAACAAGUCACACAGGUGUUCUUUGUCAAUGACCUGAGCAAACGAAGAUACCACAUUGUAUUGCAAGGUAAACGACGUAUCCUUGGUGUUGAUGAUGUCGUCGACGAGGAAGAAUACAACCAGUUUGACGACCUACCACCAUUUUCUGUCGAUGUUCAACCAGGGAAUGAUGCAAAUGAUCAGACCAGUGCAUACUUACGAUCUGACCACACCGAUGGGAUAUAUGUUUGA